AUGGACCGUGACGGCAAAUCUGAGGCAGUGACCAAAGGUACUUCGUCGCAUUUGUUGACAUUCCAACAAAAGACCUUUGGGGACCGAUGUCGCUCCGAAGAUUCGUAUUCCACUUCUACUUUCACGAAGGGGUCUGUAGACGACAAUGGUAGAAACAAUAGCUUGAAUGAUGUAAAAAACUUUUCAAAAACAAUUGAGUACACCAGUUUAGAAGAAAAGACCAAAUGCCCGACUUUGCUGAACGGUCUUCAGCGCAGGAUCAUCAACUCUAACGGCGUGGCUGAGGCUGAGAAAGAAGACUGCCAGACGCGGAGCCACACACAAAUAUCAGCUAAUACUUCUGUAGAUAGCGAACACACAAGUAAAUAUGUUAUGAAGAAGAGUUUUGAUGAAUACAGCCCUCAGGAAGACGUAGCGAAGAGCAUAUCCUUACCCAGUUUUCCUCACCCGACCCAUGAAAAGGAGGAGGAAAGUAAUGAGGAGACAUCUAAAUUGCAAAACUGGAGUUUCAAGUAUCAAGGAAAUUCGUAUAGCAUCCCAAUCGUCAAUGUCUUACACUCACUAGAGCUUAAAGAAACUGCUAAGCAUGAAAGCCAUGAACAUAAUACUUUGGAUUCAGUACUUCCUCAUUCCAAGGAUGAGAGUGAAUAUGGUAAUGUCAUCAUGGACCACGUGGGUAGCUACUGUGGUUAUAAAGUGUUCAACAAAGGCGAUGUUAUGAUGCAGCACAAGACUCCAGUGCUUAAUGGGGUCAUCCAGAGGGUGAACGGUGUGAAGAGCGACUUUAUUGUUCAAACAGAGGAUGGCUCAACCAUGCCUAGAUGGCAAAAGAUUUUAUACGAGAGACAACCUUUUGAGGAUAAUUAUGUCGACCCUCUUCAGUUUCUUGAGGAGCUUCGCCAAAAUGAACACCUCAAAACUUAUGAAUAUACUGAGGUUGUCAAAAAUACCUUUGCGAUCACACAGCAAAUCUCAAUUGUUAUCUUAUUCGCAUGCGCUUUUUCGAUGCUAUUGAAUCAAACGGUGAACCAUUACACGAUUCUUUAUGUAGACCUGGCCGUAUUCCUUGUGGCUUUUGCCGUAUACCUGCAGCUUCAAGCCGUGAAAGCCAAUCACACGAACACACAGGAUUAUGGGCUCAUUCAUCUGUCGCAGAUACCUCAAGUGGCGAGUUCUAGCCGCGAGAAAAAGGACGCGCGAAUGGGUGGGCGCCAUAACAGUGACCUGAACCGAGCUAGUCCUAGACCUGAUAAUGUCUCCAAUGGGAUGAAGCACCGGAGUAUGAACCUGAAGCGUGGGCUUUCCGCGAGCAUCGGCCACAACGGCAACCCCUCUUUUCAUGGUGAAACGAAACUUGCAAAGCCCAGGCUCCCCUACGCAGACAGCGCGUUUAGUUUCUUUCGUAAGACAAUUGGUGUUGGGACGCUGGUGGUGCUAUUAACUUCUAUCUUAAGCACCUUAACUGUGAGUUAUUCCAAUGACACUAUUGUGGCUCUCAGCAUCUUUACGAUGUCUUUGCAUGUGUUGACGGCAGAUUACAGCUAUUUGAAUGCAUAUACAACUGACUUUUCACCCAAUCUUUCAGUUAAUGCCGCUUCGUUUGGUGUGAUUAUGAUGGCUUCGCGUAUCCCCAAUCCUCUCGAUAGCGGGGCACUGAUUGCAUUUGGAACGUUUUGCUUUUCUUUGAGUCCUAUAGUACGACAUUUUGUGAGGCGGACCUCUUUUACCGCCCAUGUUGCCCUUACAUUUCUUUUAUUUGGGAUCGAUACUGGUUGUUUACUGACAAUUCCCGUUUUAGUGAUACUCUACGUUACGUGCAUAUUAAUGAUAUCUUUUGUGAUCCCCUGGUGGUUCGUUUCGUUGCAUAGCAGUGUCAAAGAUCAAAUCAACGGACCGUGGGACGAGGCAAAACCAACUAACAGUGCAGCGGCAGCGGAGUGGGCAAAUGCUGGCCUUUUGUCCUAA
Messenger RNA from Phytomonas sp. EM1, 1965 nucleotides. NCBI's taxonomy places the organism in Eukaryota, Euglenozoa, Kinetoplastea, Trypanosomatida, Trypanosomatidae. The record is from the annotation of a GenBank genome assembly.